AUGUCAUAUAAUCAAAAUACUCAUUCAUCAGUUUUAAUAAAACAUGUUCGAACAGCAUUAAUGAAUUAUAAUGUUUUACCUUAUGAAAAAGAAUUUUACAUAUGGAUAUAUUAUUUUAGCUUGAUUGAUGGACAACAACAUCGUUUAAUUAAACAACAUGCUAUAAGUUUAUGGCGUUUAUUUUAUUCAAAAAAUAUUGAAAAACCUAAAAUACUUGAUUCAUGGUUAAAUUAUUUAGAAGAUGAUAUAAAUAAUGAAAUUUCUAAAACUAUUACAUAUGAUACAUGGAGAAUAUUUCCACAAUUUGUAGAAUUCAUUCAAUUAAAUGGUUAUCAAUCUUAUGAUGAUAAUGAAGCUUGGCCUUUGAGCAGGCCAUUACUUAAACCAUUUGAAUUAAAACCAUUUAAUUUUCAAACAGAAUCAAUAACUAGUAGAAAAAAAUCGAAUUCCAAUAAUGAGGAUAUUAAUCCAAUCAUCCGUCCGGAUUCAUCAUUGAAUCAUCGUGAUCUUAGUACUGGAGAACUACGUUUAUCAAAUACAAAAUCAUAUAAAUUUACGUCGAAUGAUUUAAUUGAUUGUGGUGUAAUUGGAGAAGGAAAUUUUGGUAUCCGUAUUCGUUCAACUGUUGAUGAACGGUGUCAAAAACAAAUGAUCAAAGAAUUAGAUAUUGUUAUGCGUGACAAUACUUGUCCUCAUAUUGUACAAUUUUAUGGUGCUCUAUUUAAAGAAGGAGAUUGUUGGAUAUGUAUGGAAUUAAUGAAUACAUCACUUGAUCAUUUUUAUAAAUUUGUUUAUCAUAAACUUGAUCAAUUUAUACCAGAAAGUAUUCUUGCUUAUAUAACAUUUGCUACAUUACAAGCACUUGAUUAUAUAAAAUCUCGUUGGGAAAUUAUACAUCGAGAUGUCAAACCAUCGAAUAUUUUAGUUUCAAGAACAACAUUAAAACUUUGUGAUUUUGGUAUAAGUGGUCAAUUAAUUGAUUCCAUUGCUAAAACACGUGAUGCUGGUUGCCGUCCAUAUUUACCACCUGAACGUAUUGAUCCAACACGAGCGACACAUGAUGGUUAUGACGUUCGAUCUGAUGUUUGGUCACUUGGAAUAACACUUUAUGAAAUAUCUACAGGAUACUUUCCAUUUCGAGAAUGGACAUCAGUAUAUGAUCAAUUAGAACAAAUUGUUGAAGGACCUUCAUUAGAAUUUAAAAUUGAUCGUCUUUCUGAUGAUUGUAAAAAAUUUAUAAAUACAUGUUUAAAUAAAGAUGAAAAUCUACGACCAAAAUAUAAACAAUUAUUAGAACAUGAGUUUUUACAAAAAGCAAAAGAAAUACAAAAAAUUGAAAAUGUUUCUGGUUAUUUAUCUCAUAUAAUUGAUGGCCUUGAAAAGAAUACAGAUAAAUUUAAAUUAUAUUAUUAUUUAUCUUAUAAUUCUCAAUGA
Molecule: messenger RNA, 1434 nt
Organism: Rotaria sp. Silwood1
Lineage: Eukaryota; Metazoa; Rotifera; Eurotatoria; Philodinida; Philodinidae
Source: the annotation of a GenBank genome assembly